AUGACCCUCGUCCCUUCUCUUCCCCCUCCUCUGAUAUUAUCUCAUAACGAAACACUCCAUGCUAUACCCUUACCUCCCUUGGCACAAUUCCUCACUUCACUCACUCGACCAGAACAUCUCGUCAAGCUCAAUGAUAUACUAGAAAGAUUCCGAACUCCAAAGUCAUACCACCGUAUCGAUGUGAGAGAAGUGACAAGUUCUGAGCUGCCUCCGAGUAGUCCGAUAGAUGCUGAACAUGCUUCUCUACGUGAGGAGAACCUAUCACGUCGGAAGAAUGGGGCUACUGCGAAGAAGAAUGGCAUGAAAGUUCAAACGAAGGAAACAGACGAGAGUAAAAGAGAAAAAGGAGAACCUAUCGUUUUACCGGAGGGGAUAACAGUGGAAGAAUACAAGAAGACUCAUCAAACUUCUACACAUACACAUUUAGGUCACCAGAAUGGUGACGGAGAAACCAAUGGAUCUGGAGAAAAAAAUGGUUUGAUGAUGGAAGAUCAAGCGGGACCAUCUAGACAAUACAUAUCAUCUACUCAUCCUCACCCUCCGAUAUCUGUAUCACAACCUGUCAUCCCUGAUUCAAAUCCUCUCACAGAUACAAACAAGACCUCGCCAAAUCAUCUCUUACCUCCUUCCGGACCCAAAAGACGUAUUCGUGAACUUCGUCUUGAUAUCAGGUCACUUGACGCUGCCGCUUUAUUCACUUUGGAAGGAUGGAGACGAGAAAUCUUAGGUUUGGAAAAAUUAGAUAUGGAAGUUCCUGAUAGUAUAUGGUAUAAAGCUUCUUCUCCUUCGCCUCCUCCUUCCCCGCCUCCACCACCACCAAUGGCAAAACGACGACUCGGUCGACCAAAAAAAUCACAAUCUCGACCGAAAGAUACAUCAAAUAUCAUUUCUCCCACUAAGAACAGGGAAGAACUGAGUGAAAGUCAAAAGAAAGAAUACGACGAUUUAAUUGCGUCUCUAUCAAAUUCAGCUGUCCCAGAAGAAGAAGAAGGUAUGAUCGAAGAUGAUACUCUUCAAAAAGCAUUGGAAGAGUUGGCAAGAUCAGAAGCGAACGAGAUACAACCUGAACCUGAACCGGAGGAUGAGGAGACACGAAUGAAGAGGAUGAAAGCUACCGAGCAGGCCUUUGAAAAUGAAGGAGAAUCGGAGAAGAGUGAAAGUCCAGAUAUCAUAUUGAAUGAUUUACAUGAUUCUUUGGAAUCUGCAGAUCCGGAUUUUAUACCUCCUUCAUCCAUUUCAAAUCCUUCACCGACAAAACCUAAUUCGAAGGUGACACGACGAAGUAGGACGUCCGAUCCGGGAAUGACAGUGGAAGAUGUACCGGGGAAAAGGAGUAAAAGGACCAGAUUAUCUCUGCCGAAUUUGAAAACAGUCCCCGAUCUGACGGAGGACGUCGCAGUCGCCGAAAGCGAGACUGCUCGGGAAAAGAGAAGGAGGAGGAGAACGACGGAUGGGGGAAAUCAAGGAGAUCAGGAAACAGAAAAUCAGGAGAGAGAAGAGGAGGAACUCGUAAAGAGAAAACGAAGAUCGACAGCCGUGGUAGAACUCGAUAUGGUUGAUACGGAAAAGCAAGCUCAAAAGAGACAAGUACAUUUCUCCGAAAGUGCUGUUGCGCAUACACCAUCACCACGAGAAUCAAGGGACGAAGUGGAGCUGGACAACGGGGAGGAAGAGGACGAAUGGGACAUGUUCAGAUAUAUUUGAAAGGAUGUUUCACGGUCAUUUUGGGAUUAGAGGUAUCAGUGGGGGGAGAAAAGGGAUGCAUAGGGGUUGUCAUGA
Molecule: messenger RNA, 1779 nt
Organism: Tremella mesenterica DSM 1558
Lineage: Eukaryota; Fungi; Basidiomycota; Tremellomycetes; Tremellales; Tremellaceae
Exons: 1
Coding region: 1-1704 (567 amino acids)
Source: RefSeq, a predicted model, not a curated record